AGCCAUGUCCGGUAAGAAGAAGCCACAAACAUAUAGUACAUGUGAGAAAUGCAGCUGCACAGUACUUGCAAAAGACAUUCAACGGCAUAGCGACUUAUGCUCCGUGUCACCGGUAAAUUGGGAGAUAUCGCUGAUCAAACCGCGAUGCCUUAUGAAAGGUUUCGUCACUCAGUUUGAGAAGUGGGAAGAGUACAUGCCUCCCGACGCUAGUGGAUGGCUUCGGCGACAUUCGGUUUUAAUACAUCCUCAAGCUAUGGAGAUUCUUAGCGUGUCUCCAAGACAGCCUGUUCGUGUUUGUACACCCCUCCGUGAGUAUAUAGCCGUAAUCUGGCCUUGCAAAGAGUUAGGAGCGAUGCGAAUAGCACUUACGGAAGAAAAUGCACCAUGGGAUAAGCUGGCCACUAUCAUUCCUGUUUGGGAUCCUGUAUCGCUACAGCAAGUCUCCGUUUCAGUGAAAGGAUGCUCAUUUCCAAUCACUGAGUCUCUUCAAGAUUACAUCCAGGUAUUCCUGACCAACGCAUAUGUACAGCCUGGAAUUGAUAUACCAGUCAGUUAUUUUGGCAAGAUUCUCGAGGUAAUACCUGAAACUCCAUUAGAGAUUUCUGUGAAGAAGAUGUCCAUGGAAGAGGGAGAACUUGAGCCGGACAACGUCAUCUUUAUCAGCAGCGGUUGCAUUGUAACGAUAGCUGGACAAAAUGCGCGGCCAUCUGUGUCGUCAGAUAGAUUGAAGCCUCUGAAAACUAUCGGAGGCAUGCAUACCGCCAAGAAUACCCUUUUGGAAUUUGUCGUAGAGCCAUUUUUGAGGGACAGUAGUUGCUGUUCCAUACUGCUUUGGGGUUUGCCGGGCAGCGGGAAGACUUUGCUUCUAUCAACUGUUGCCAAGGUUUUGGGCGAGCGUGCAUCCUACUACCAUUCUAUGGACAAGCUUUAUGAGCAUUAUGCAUUGAUUCCGCCUGGAAAUGUGGUGAUACUUGAUUGGCAGCAGGUCGACAGAGAACACAAAGGCUUUGCCAAAUUAUGCCAGCUGCUUGAUGAUGGAUUAUGUGCUGCGAUUAUACUUUCUGUUCGUCAAGCUGAAGAUCUCGAUCUUGGGAUUAGAGUGCGAUUUCCGGUGGAAGUUGAAGUGGACGUACCUAUGGAAGAGGAGCGUCUUGAAAUCUUAUCUGCUCUGACCGGACGUUCGGCUGACAGUGUUCUCAUAGAAUUAGCUAGGCGUACCCACGGUUUCACUGGGGGCGAUCUGAAGUCAGUUGUUACUGCUGCUCGGUUCACAAAGGGAGAUACCGAAAAUGAGAGACUAGAGAAUGCGCGGAAACGCGUGCGACCUACCGGCAUCCGGCAAUUUAUACUAGAAGUUCCCAAUGUGCGCUUCGAUGACAUCGGUGGAAAUGAAGAACUGAAGCUUGAAAUUCAACAGGCGGUCAUUUGGCCUAGACAGCAUAAGGAUGCAUUUGAGAGAUUUGGCAUCGAUCCUCCUUCAGGAAUUUUACUCUACGGGCCUCCUGGCUGCAGCAAAACGCUUGUUGCUCGUGCUCUUGCUAAUGAGUCGAAGAUGAACUUCCUUGCUGUCAAGGGUCCGGAGUUGUUUAGCAAGUGGGUUGGAGAGUCGGAGAAAGCGAUUCGCGACUUGUUUGCCAGAGCUAGGCAGGUAGCUCCGACUAUAGUGUUUUUUGAUGAAAUAGAUGCUGUUGGCGCUUCAAGGGGAUCAGAAAAAAGCUCAGGUGUGUCGGAUCGCGUUUUGGCACAGCUGCUCACUGAACUGGAUGGACUUGAAAAGCAAAGCGGUGUCCUUCUCCUCGCUGCCACUAAUCGACCAGAUCAGCUCGACAGCGCAUUGCUAAGGCCAGGUCGUCUCGACAGAGUGAUCUAUGUGGGGCUUCCGGAUGGUAUUACAAGAAGGGAGAUUAUCAAAAUGCGGACAUCCCGGAUGAUGCUGGCGGAAGAUGACAUUGUAGAAAAGCUUGUAAAUAGAACAAAUGGUUAUUCCGGUGCGGAAAUCGUUGCAGUCUGUCGACAAGCAGCAUUGCUAGCAAUGCGAGAAAAUAUCAAUGCAGAGUCUGUACAAUGGAAGCACUUUGAAGAAACACUAACGACAAUCGUUCCACGAACGGAUCGCGAAAUGCUCAGUGCGUAUGAAAAGUUCAAGAGAGGUGUGGUAUAGAAAAUUUUUGUUUUUGUGCUUUUGUCAUGUUGUGAACUUCAUACAACU
Cylicocyclus nassatus is the source of this 2209-nucleotide messenger RNA. The record is from the annotation of a GenBank genome assembly. NCBI's taxonomy places the organism in Eukaryota, Metazoa, Nematoda, Chromadorea, Rhabditida, Strongylidae.